AUGUAUAUUGUUAAUUGUAAAAAGUUGUAUCAAAAUAGUAGUUUAAAGAGAUUGAUUAGAUUUAAAGGAUUAGAAAUUAUAGAUAAAGAUCAUACAGUGAUAUCAGAACUGUUUCAAGCAAUAGUCAAAAGAUUCAACUUAUUAUCUUUCAGAGAUAUAUUAUUGAAUAGUGUGGCAGAUCAACAUAUCAUACUACCCGACAAAGACAAGACCAAGAAAAUUAUCUACCCAGAAUGGAUAAAAGAUCACAUCACUGCAGGGAAUAGAGGAGAUAAAAGUAAUGGUAACAUUACAACAGCGUUGGAUUAUGGAUUUAAUGAUAUAUACGAUAUACAAUCAAUCGAGACGCUAUACAUCAACCAAGACAAAUCAAAGAUAGAUCUUGGCCCAAUCUCAAGAUUACCCAAUCUCCAACGACUGUCAGUUCGUUGUGAAGACCCAUUCAAACUUGGUCAACAUACAACACUCAAGUCUCUUGAACUCUUUACAGAUGCUCAUUACGAAAUAAGGGACUUGAAGCUCACCAAACUAAUCAAUGUACCUCAACGUGACACAUUCAGUACAUUAAAGUCAUUGGUUGAAUUAAAGAUCGACAUGUAUCCUCUCGAGAUGGAAUUGGAAGAUGAUGAAUUAUCCAAACUACAAUUCAUUGAUCUUGACGGCCUACCCAACCUCGAGACAUUCAAGUAUCAAGAAUUCUACGACUAUUCAGUGGACUACUCGAUCGAGAUUAGUCUACCUCCUUCACUCAAGAUUCUUCAUCUCAUUUAUGAUCACAUACAAAUACCAUCACAUACCACCAUUGUUGGAGGAAUUGUAUGUGAAUCAACAGAGACAAACAUACAAUGA
Cavenderia fasciculata is the source of this 849-nucleotide messenger RNA. RefSeq lists its product as uncharacterized. The coding region runs from base 1 to 849 and encodes 282 amino acids. The record is from RefSeq and is a predicted model, not a curated record. NCBI's taxonomy places the organism in Eukaryota, Evosea, Eumycetozoa, Acytosteliales, Cavenderiaceae. The transcript has 2 exons.